This is a messenger RNA of Cooperia oncophora, 771 nucleotides long. NCBI's taxonomy places the organism in Eukaryota, Metazoa, Nematoda, Chromadorea, Rhabditida, Trichostrongylidae. The record is from the annotation of a GenBank genome assembly.
AUGAGGAAUGAACACGACGACGUACUAACAUGGCUGGUUCGCGAGGAAAUGAAGUUAGGCGAACGACGUCGAAUACUCUUUUGCGAACGACCGGUCGACAAGGUCCUCGGUCAAACGUCAAAUUGUCCGUAUACUCGCGAAGACAUCCGACCGUUAUCGUUCCGUGCAUUUCGUAAAAGUAUUCGGACGCAUAUACUCCUGAUCUACGAAAAGUGCGUUCUAUUUCAUACAAUCCUCGAUCCGGUCUAUAUUUCCAUACAAAUCGGAUAUCCUGACCGGUUUGUGAUGCAAAAUGGCGGCUACGUCUCCUGUGUCGAAGGAUGUGAAGACGGCUGGCAAGGGGAAAGAGAGAUUUCUACCGAUGUCAAGAAAUCGAUUUAUCUUCCGCUGCUGAAAAAAAUAAUGUCAGAAAUAAUUCCGCCAAUGUUGACUCUGGAACUGUCAUUUGAGGAGUUUGUGGCUUUGAAGGCGUUUGUCAGUUGGCAAGGAGCUAUUUCCAAUGUCUCCGUACACGGUAGGGACGCUAUGCGACGGCAGAUCGACGCUAUAUCCAAUUCACUUCACCUGCAUUAUCAACGGAACAACAUCCCAGCAGCCGAACGAAUGGGUUCAAUCAUCCUCUUACUCAGUUCCAUUUUCUCAACUGGUCUGGAUUUUGUGGAAAAACAUCGGCAAAUUGAAUUCUUCGAUUUAUGGCACUUGGAUUCGCUUCUUCUACAAUUCCUCAAUCUGGAUUCGAUACUGGCCGAAUUGAACGGUGCACAUAGCUGA